Dama dama (fallow deer) is the source of this 3255-nucleotide messenger RNA. Its product is annotated as long-wave-sensitive opsin 1. The record is from RefSeq and is a predicted model, not a curated record. The transcript has 6 exons. Lineage: Eukaryota; Metazoa; Chordata; Mammalia; Artiodactyla; Cervidae. The coding region runs from base 282 to 1199 and encodes 305 amino acids. Gene Ontology annotation, biological process: visual perception; phototransduction; G protein-coupled receptor signaling pathway. Gene Ontology annotation, molecular function: G protein-coupled receptor activity. Gene Ontology annotation, cellular component: photoreceptor outer segment; membrane.
UGACUAUACAUGCACAAGACACAGUCCAGUGAGGAAGACAGGACAUGCACAUGCAGAGCUCCAAUAUGGAGUUAAAUCUCAGCUGGGGAAUCUAGAAAUGGUCCCGGAAGGCAAGGGCGCGGAGCCAGACUGGAUGGUAUGAACCAGCCGAGGACCCGGGUAUGAGGAAGACCACAAGCAAAGAUCUGACGACAGAAUGAUGUGCAGCGCACACAGAUCCCUUCGAAGGCCCCAAUUACCACAUCGCUCCCAGAUGGGUGUACCACCUCACCAGCGCCUGGAUGGUCUUCGUGGUCAUCGCGUCCGUCUUCACUAAUGGGCUCGUACUGGCAGCCACCAUGAGAUUCAAGAAGCUCCGCCACCCUCUCAACUGGAUCCUGGUCAACUUGGCCAUCGCUGACCUGGUGGAGACCAUCAUCGCCAGCACCAUCAGCGUCGUGAACCAGAUGUAUGGCUACUUUGUGCUGGGCCACCCCCUUUGUGUCGUGGAGGGCUACACUGUCUCCUUGUGUGGGAUCACCGGUCUCUGGUCCUUGGCCAUCAUCUCCUGGGAGAGGUGGAUGGUGGUCUGCAAGCCCUUUGGCAACGUCAGAUUUGAUGCCAAGUUGGCCAUCGCGGGCAUCGCCUUCUCCUGGAUCUGGGCUGCUGUGUGGACGGCUCCACCCAUCUUUGGUUGGAGUAGGUACUGGCCCCAUGGCCUGAAGACUUCCUGUGGCCCCGAUGUGUUCAGUGGCAGCUCCUACCCGGGGGUGCAGUCGUACAUGAUCGUUCUCGUGAUCACGUGUUGCUUCAUCCCGCUCAGCGUCAUCGUGCUCUGCUACCUGCAAGUGUGGCUGGCUAUCCGAACGGUGGCGAAGCAGCAGAAAGAAUCUGAGUCCACCCAGAAGGCGGAGAAGGAAGUAACCCGCAUGGUGAUGGUGAUGAUCUUAGCCUUCUGUCUCUGCUGGGGGCCCUACACCUUCUUUGCCUGCUUCGCCGCUGCACACCCCGGCUACGCCUUCCACCCUCUGGUGGCCGCCCUGCCAGCCUACUUUGCCAAAAGUGCCACUAUCUACAACCCCAUUAUCUAUGUCUUCAUGAACCGCCAGUUUCGAAACUGCAUCUUGCAACUUUUUGGGAAGAAGGUGGAUGACAGCUCUGAACUCUCCAGUGUUUCCAAAACAGAGGCGUCAUCCGUCUCUUCAGUGUCACCUGCAUGAGUCUCUGCCAGCCCCGAAAAUGAAAACGCCUGCCUCCCACCCAAAAAUGGAAAACAGAACCUGUCCCUACCUCCAGGGUUUUGGCCCGCAUCCACCCCACCUCCACACCCUUGCUUCUCCAUCCCUGUGAAAUAAUCGUAGUUUCUCUUUGCCAAAAACAACCAUGUCACAGGGGCUGCCACUGUCAUUUGGGGGCAACCGAGCCUCUGGGCAUUGGGUCACUGGGUCAUGGGAUGGCACGCAGGGUAGAGAGGGGAACAGUACUCCAGAGAUGUCCAUCUUUUAUAAGCCUCCUGUCUGCAGGUGGGAAAGAGAAGCGUGAAGCAGGUGGGCAUCACUGGGCUGCCAGGGAUGGACCAGGAAAGGCAGAGCUGAGCAGUGGCCGUCUUGAGAGGUGGGAGGAACUAGCAAAGUUGGCCCUUUAAGGCCCCUUGGGUGGAGGCCAAGAGGCCCUGGCAAACCGUCUCCACCUGGAGGGGACCCAAGCCUGCCAGUCUCAGGCAGGGAUGGCGUGCCACUUCUGCCAGGCCAGGGUGCUGAGCCCAAGGAGCAGGAGCACAGUGCAGGCAUGCAGGCGCAAGUGCAGCAGCAGCAGGGGGCAGGCACAAGUGCCAGACAGCAGGACCAGGAGCACCAUGGCCAGCGUCAGCAGCAGGCUCGUCAAGUGGCACAGGAUGUCCUGGGGCCAGCUCUGUGGGUGCUCCGUCAGCCCCAGCUGGGUCACCUGCUGCAGAGCCUCGAGCUUGCCCACGCGGUUCUUAAAGGUCUCCAUGACCUCCUGCAGGAGGAAGACAGUGAAGCUGGGACCCCGUGUCCCCGCUGCCCAGGGGCCAGAGAGUCGCAGAUUGUGCCCGAGUUCCCAGAUUGGCUAAGCUGGCCCCGGCCCUGGGGGAGGGCAGCAUGAUCAUAAAGACUGGGUACCUCAGGGGCACAGUGCCAGGCACGAUCCCUUCCCUGGGCUCCAGGGGUGUCAGAGCAGACUCCCUCAUCUUCUGCUGGCCUGGUCCCUAUCACCGCCUCCUUAUCAGCCAUUUCUCACAAAGGUCCCCCAGGGCUGCUCACCCAGAUCUCUUUGGCUCUCUCAUAGGACAGGUAGACCAUUCUCUCCUCAGUGCAGGCCAGGUUCUGUUUGAGGUGGUAAAUCUCAUCCAGGUGCCCCUGCAGGUGCCCAUUCACCUGUCCUUCCAGCAGCACUUGUCUUGGGAGCAAAACAGACAGUGACAGGCCCUGAGCGACCCUGCUCAAAGCUUGUGUGGGGCUGAGCGGUCCUCCGCCAACACUAGAUGUGGCUUCAGAACACGCCUUCCUCCUCUCUCCUCAAGCUGCAGUCGAACCCUGCCUCCUCCUCUAGGUCGGUCUCAGAACACCCCAGAUGCACAUCAGCCAGCCACACACACACACACACCCCUCCCCGGAUAUUCAUGAAUCUUUUAUAUAUAUAGUCACUCUUUUGUAACGGCUUUACAAAAAUAGCAAUAUAUGAGUAGAAAUCGAGAUCUAAACUGCCCAUGUAUGCCAUUAAAUUCCAUAUAUGUGUGUAUAUAUAUAUAUAUAUAUAUAUAUAUAUAUAUAUAUCUCCCCACUCCAGUGUUUCGUGUGCAGUAGCUCUUCCCUAAAAAUCAUCUGUUGAUUAUCAGGAUGGAACAGUCACAAAAAUCCACAUAACUGUUUGAUUCCAUGGAUAGGAAAUGUUUAGCAUAAGCCAAUCCAUAAAGACAGAAGCAAAUUUGUGGUUGCUGGAGGCUGGGGGAGAGAGGAGGUGGGGAGUGACUGCUAGCGGGGAUGGAGUUUCUGCUAGGAGGGAUGACAGGGUCCCGGACUGAGACAGUGUUGACUACAACACGGCUCUGUGAAUACGAUAAAAACACUGAAUAUGACAAAAACACUUUAAAUGGGUGAAUUGUAUGGGAUGUCAAUUAUAUCUCAAUAAAGCUGUUAUUAAAACAGAAACCAAAAUUGGAUUGUGGUAAUGGUUACACAACUCGGUAAAUUUACUAAAGCUCAUUGAAACAUACAGUUAAAAUGGUACAUUUUAUAGCAUGUAAGUAAUAUCUCA